AUCAGAAUAUAGAAGCUAGGACAAAGUUCAUGUACAUUUGAAAGAAUUAUGUUAAGAAAUCCAGCUUUUUGUAUUUGUAAUAGAAUUUUGAACAGACAAGAUUAUCUAAAGCCUAUGGUUAUCUCUUCGAACAAUUUUGAGAGAUUCCAAAGUGAAAAAAUUCAAAGAAAAAAUGACUCUGCUUUGUAUUUUCAUGUAUUUGCUUGUGCAAAUCUCAAAUUCACUCAGAUAAGGAAGUUGCAUGCAUCUACAAAAUAUCUAGCAGGACACAGUCAGUGGGCAAAUAGGAGAGUUGGAAAACAAAUUCAGGACAAGAAAAAAGCAAAUGUUAGGGAAGGACUAAUGAAAAAUGUUGUGUCAGUUAUCAAACAAACUGGUGAAACAGAUCCUCGAUAUAAUCCAAAACUACAGAAAUUAUUUGAUCAAGCUAAACUGAAAGAUGUUCCUAAAUCAACAUUAGAUAAUGUUAUAAAAAGAAUAAGUUCAAAAUCUUUUGAAGUAACAACAGUUGAAAUUGCUUUACCUGGUAACAUGUUCAUAAUAUAUGAAAUAUCUUCUACAAAUAUGGCAUUAACAGUCAAUCAGAUGAAAAAUGUUUGUAAACAAGUUGGUGGCUUCGUGGAGAAAGGUUGCUGUUCACGUAUAUUUGAAGAAAAGGGAUUUGUUGAUGUUGGUAUAGGUGUAAAUGAGAAAGCUGAUGUAGAGCAAUAUGUUGAUAUAGCUAUUGAAGCGGGGGCUGAAGAUGUGGUUUUGGAAGAAAAUGACAAUGAAAGAUAUAUAAGGUUUAUGUGUGAGGCGGCAAAUCUAUACCAAGUAAAAGGCAAGCUGGAGAAAUUGGGUUUAAAUGUAAUCAACCUUUUUAAUGAAUAUUUGCCUCAUCAACUGGUAAAUCUUGAAGAAAAUCACAAAAAAAAUUUGAAAGCUUUUCAAAUGAAGUUGGAUAAUAAUCUUAUAUCACCAUGUAUUGAACGAAAAUUCACUAAUUUCAUAGACGAAAAUGAAGAAUAAUAAAAUUAAAAUGAUA
Lottia gigantea (owl limpet) is the source of this 1024-nucleotide messenger RNA. RefSeq lists its product as hypothetical. The transcript is spliced from 5 exons. The record is from RefSeq and is a predicted model, not a curated record. Gene Ontology annotation, cellular component: mitochondrion. NCBI's taxonomy places the organism in Eukaryota, Metazoa, Mollusca, Gastropoda, Lottiidae. The coding region runs from base 115 to 1008 and encodes 297 amino acids.